Molecule: messenger RNA, 672 nt
Organism: Penicillium salamii
Lineage: Eukaryota; Fungi; Ascomycota; Eurotiomycetes; Eurotiales; Aspergillaceae
Source: the annotation of a GenBank genome assembly
AUGGCUUCCAGUCGCGACCCUCCCUCCGACCGCGCGGCCACAAUGUACGGCGAACUCGGCAACAAGCUGGUCCAACACGCCAAACGCACCCAAUCCCUCGCCCACCUCCCACCCUACCAAACCGAGAUCGUGCGGGCCGUGACCCGCGAAGUACGCGAUCUCGACCGCGAUGUCACUCGCCUCCUAGAGCCCUUCGAGGGCGCAUUCAAUCCCUCCGCAGACCCAGCCAUUGCCUGUGCCCUCUUAGUCGAUCACCUGUGCAUGCGUCGGAACAAGCGCUGUCUACUGGCUUACCACCGCGUGCGCACGGAGAAGCUGGAGGAACUAUGCUGGACGGGGGUGGAUAUCCUCGAGCAGCAGCAGCAUAUGGACGGGACGCAGACGGCGCUUGGGCCGAAUGGGCAUAGCUCGUUGAGUCCCGAGGAGGAGGAGUAUUUUCGACAGUAUGGGGAUUUGCUGGCUGCUUACAAGGGGCAGUGGACGGAUGUUGAUUUAACGGGGACGUUGGAGCCGCCGAAAGAUUUGUUUAUUGAUGUUCGUGUCUUGAAGGAUGCUGGUGAGAUUCAGACUGAGUAUGGUGUGAUCAACUUGACCAAAAAUAGCCAGCUGUAUGUUCGCCAGGGUGAUGUAGAGCGCCUGAUUGCUCAGGGAUUUUUGGAGCGAUUGACUUGA